UAAAAGGACGCUCUGACUGCAGCUCACUCUGCUGACCCGGAGACCGUCCACCAUGAAGCAUCUCUUUUCGGCGCUACUGCUGCUCAGCUACUUGGUUGCUGCUGUGUUGUCGGCCCCCACCAAGCAUGUCAGGUGGUGCGUCAAGUCGGACAAGGAGCAACAAAAGUGCUCUGACUUGGCCGCCAAGGCGCCCGUGUUCUUCUGCGUGCAGAAAGCAGACUCCAAAGGAUGCAUCGAAGCCAUUCAUGCAGGAACAGCCGACGCCAUCACGUUGGAUGGAGGAGACGUCUACACUGCAGGACUGGAAAACUUCAAACUCCAUCCCAUAAUUGCAGAAGACUAUGGUGCUGCAUCUGAUAGCUGUUAUUACGCCGUCGCCGUGGUUAAGAAGGGCACAGACUUUGGUAUCCGCGACCUGGCGGGGAAGAGAUCUUGCCACACUGGUUUGGGAAAAUCUGCUGGCUGGAACAUCCCGAUUGGAACGCUGAUCAAGUUGGAUGUGUUGAAGUGGGGAGGCAUUGAGGACCAAACGAUUGAAGCUGCGGUGGGUAACUUCUUCUCUCGGAGCUGUGCCCCUGGAGCAGAAAAGGGUUCCAAACUGUGCAAAGGCUGCAAGGUAGACUGCUCACGGUCUCACAAUGAAUCCUACUACGACUAUGGCGGUGCAUUCCAGUGCCUCGUCGAAGAUGCUGGAGAUGUGGCGUUUGUCAAGCAUCUGACUGUACCAGACAGCAAGAAGGCCAACUAUGAGCUGUUGUGUGUGGACAACACCAGAGCACCCAUUGACAAAUACAAAGAAUGCCACCUGGCCAGGGUACCCGCCCAUGCUGUGGUCACCCGCCAAGACCCGGCGCUGGCAGACUUGAUCUGGCGAAGCGUCACCACAGUGGAGGGCUUCAACCUGUUCUCCUCCGCUGCAUACGGACUCACAACGAACCUGAUGUUCAAAGACUCCACACAGAAACUGGUCCGGCUGCCUCCCAACACAAACUCCUUUUUGUAUUUGGGUGCCGGCUACAUGAGCACCAUUCGCUCUCUGAACAAAGAGAUCACUGCAGCUGGAUCAAGCGCCAUCACGUGGUGUUCCGUGGGCCACUUCGAGACACAGAAAUGUGACACGUGGAGUGUCAAUGGCAUGGUGGAUGGCGAAAACAAAAUUCUGUGUCAGACUGCCCCCAGUGUGGAAGAGUGCCUUAAGAUGAUCAUGAGUAAAGAGGCAGAUGCAGUGGCAGUGGAUGGGGGGGAGGUGUACACUGCCGGACAGUGCGGUCUGGUUCCAGCCAUGGUGGAGCAGUACGAUGAAGCCAAGUGCAGCAUAUCUGGAGCCUCGUCAUCGUCCUACUUCGCAGUCGCCGUGGUCAAGAAGGGUUCCGGGGUGACCUGGGCCAACCUGAGGGGGAAGCGGUCCUGCCACACAGGCUUUGGCAGAAACGCCGGCUGGAACAUUCCCAUGGGUAAAAUCCACAAGGAGACCGGCAGCUGCGAGUUCAGCAAGUUCUUCAGUAGCGGCUGCGCCCCUGGAGCUCCGGCCGGCUCGCCGUUCUGCUCUCAGUGCGCAGGCAGUGGGAAACCUGUGGAUGACAAAUUCAAGUGCCAACCCAGUUCAGAGGAGAAGUACUACGGCUAUGCUGGGGCCUUUAGAUGUCUUGUUGAGGGUGCUGGUGACGUGGCCUUCAUUAAACACACAAUUGUUGAGGAAAACAGUGACGGUAAGGGUCCAGCGUGGGCUGCAGAUGUCUUGAGCAGUGACUAUGAGCUCAUUUGCCCCUCCAAGGGUCCGGUGCCCAUCACAGACUUUGAGUCUUGCCACCUGGCGGCCACCCCGGCACAUGCUGUGGUGACCCGCCCCGAGACCCGCAACAAAGUUGUCAGUAUUCUCCAGGAACAGCAGGCCAGGCUCGGCACAAGCGGCAGCGACCCCGGUUUCAAAAUGUUUAAGUCUGAGUCUGGGAAGAACCUCCUCUUCAAAGACUCCACCAAAUGUCUCCAGGAGGUGCCAAGCGGAUCCGACUAUAAGAGCUUCUUGGGACCAGAUUACAUGGAUGCCAUGACCUCACUGAGGCAGUGCAGCGAUGCCACUCCAGAUCUGGAGAAAGUAUGCACGUCCCACACCUGUCAGCAGACAAACUAGAUGGCUCAACAUCUUUUCCAUGAAGCAUACUGAUGCUACAUUGUAUUGUCUCUCUGAUCUCAAAAUCCUCAAUAGCCACUUACAAAUCAAUACUUAUCCCUACGCAAAUAUUAAAGACUUAUUUCGCAAACUGUUUUUCUAACAUGUACCUCAUUUAUCAAAUAAAGCCUUUUCAAUGCCUUACAAAA
Messenger RNA from Phycodurus eques (leafy seadragon), 2319 nucleotides. Its product is annotated as serotransferrin-like. Gene Ontology annotation, cellular component: plasma membrane; early endosome; extracellular region. NCBI's taxonomy places the organism in Eukaryota, Metazoa, Chordata, Actinopteri, Syngnathiformes, Syngnathidae. The transcript is spliced from 17 exons. Gene Ontology annotation, biological process: iron ion transport; antibacterial humoral response. The record is from RefSeq and is a predicted model, not a curated record. Bases 53 to 2131 code for a protein of 692 amino acids.